AUGGUUAUUGGAACUUCAAUUGAAUUUAUGAAUUCAACCUUACCACGUGAUCAGUGUAGUUUGACAGAAUUUGGUGAAUCUGAAAGCGAAAUUAUGAGUGUUGUGCAUAUAACUGGUCUAGUUGAUGAAGUUGAAAGAGAGGAUCUUCAAAAUAUUUGCCGCCCUUAUGGCACUGUUGUACAAAUCAGGCUUGGUAGAGGUGUACCAAAAGAAGCGUUCGUUGAAUUUAAGGACCCACAAUCGGCGGCUAACAUAGUAGCAGAACUAAACGGACUAGAAAUGUGUGGCUAUACUAUUAAAACUGAAUUAUACAAAUCAACUGAGAAUUGCGGACGUCAAAGGUCAUCCAGAACCGGUUGGAGUACAGAUACAAUCAAGCUUAGUAAUCCGUUUAGAGGACCAAGACGAGAAGUUGAUAAUGGAAGGAGAUCUCCGAAUUGCAGGAGGUUGAAUGCAAGCAAAGAUCGCAUUGCUACGAAACGGGAUCGGUCUGAAUCGAGGGCCCGUGUAGUUGACCAGCAUAGCUCCUACCGGAGCAGAUAUCCCCCUAAGAGAGGUGAAGACUUUCGCCGAAUAGGCUUAUUGCGAAAUGAUCGUUCUAAGACAAGUAGGCACCACGACAAUUGGCGAUCACGAAAUCAUUUGGAUGAGGAUAAGGAACGGAACAUGAACAAGUAUGGACGCUUCACUCGCCGGGAUCGGUCUGAAUCACCCCCUCAAAAGUAUCGCUCGGUAAUUGUACAACCUGCAAAGCGAAGACGAGUCGAUUCAAGUGGAUCAAGUUACUGCACCACGUCGAGUCGGCAUUCUUCAGUAAGUGGUCGUGGGGUGACACCAAAUAAUGGAAACUGGGAUUAA
Hermetia illucens (black soldier fly) is the source of this 858-nucleotide messenger RNA. Its product is annotated as serine/arginine-rich splicing factor 3-like. The coding region runs from base 1 to 858 and encodes 285 amino acids. The record is from RefSeq and is a predicted model, not a curated record. Gene Ontology annotation, biological process: mRNA splicing, via spliceosome. The transcript has a single exon. Gene Ontology annotation, molecular function: RNA binding. Lineage: Eukaryota; Metazoa; Arthropoda; Insecta; Diptera; Stratiomyidae. Gene Ontology annotation, cellular component: ASAP complex; nucleoplasm; cytoplasm.